Torulaspora delbrueckii is the source of this 552-nucleotide messenger RNA. RefSeq names its product Isa2p (gene ISA2). Gene Ontology annotation, molecular function: iron ion binding; 2 iron, 2 sulfur cluster binding; 4 iron, 4 sulfur cluster binding. Gene Ontology annotation, biological process: iron-sulfur cluster assembly. The transcript has a single exon. The record is from RefSeq and is a predicted model, not a curated record. Gene Ontology annotation, cellular component: mitochondrion. The coding region runs from base 1 to 552 and encodes 183 amino acids. NCBI's taxonomy places the organism in Eukaryota, Fungi, Ascomycota, Saccharomycetes, Saccharomycetales, Saccharomycetaceae.
AUGUUGUGGAGGGCUUACAGUUAUCGUGUUGCGAGUGGGCUGGCGAGACGACCUGUGAGACAGCAGUUCCGUUUUUACUCGGCGAGUGAGGCUCUCGUUAAACCGGAGCGUAUCAUUAAUCAGCCACCAGGUUCACAGAUCCUGAUAUCAGAGGCCGCUUUUAAAAGGUUAGCCACUAUCUAUCGUGAAAGUCAUGAAGUUCUCAAGAUAUCUGUCGAAAGUGGUGGGUGUCAUGGGUUCCAAUACAAUAUGAAAUUGCUGCCGGACAGUGAAGUGGAAAAGCAAGUCGCAGAUCAAGGUAAGCAGGACUCAAAGGAGGAAAGGGAUGACGAGGACUUUGAUGAUGACUUUGUGGAUAACAAGGAAGUUGUUUUUGUAUUGCCAAAUAACGGAGGGAAAGUCGUUGUGGAUGAAAACUCUCUCAAGAUUUUAAAUCAGACUACAUUGACAUACAGUACAGAACUGAUCGGAUCAACCUUCAAGAUAGGAGGUGGUAAUUUAAAGAGCAGCUGCGGUUGCGGGAGUAGUUUUGAUGUGGAACCUGAUAAAUAG